Molecule: messenger RNA, 1182 nt
Organism: Catharus ustulatus (Swainson's thrush)
Lineage: Eukaryota; Metazoa; Chordata; Aves; Passeriformes; Turdidae
Gene: GATA5
Product: GATA binding protein 5
Exons: 6
Coding region: 1-1182 (393 amino acids)
Biological process (GO): positive regulation of transcription by RNA polymerase II; negative regulation of transcription by RNA polymerase II; cell fate commitment
Cellular component (GO): nucleus
Molecular function (GO): zinc ion binding; RNA polymerase II cis-regulatory region sequence-specific DNA binding; DNA-binding transcription factor activity, RNA polymerase II-specific
Source: RefSeq, a predicted model, not a curated record
AUGUAUCAGGGUCUGGCCCUCACCCCCAACCAUGGCCAGUCGGCUUAUUCCCACGACUCCAGCAACUUCCUCCACUCGUCGGCCGGCUCGCCCGUCUACGUGCCCACCACCCGGGUGCCCUCCGUCCUCCAGACGCUGCCCUACCUGCAAGGCUGCGAGCCGCACCAGAGCCACCUCGGCAACCCCCCGGGCUGGGGGCAGAGCGGCGGCGAGCCCGCGGCUUUCAACGCGGGCAGCCCCCACCCGCCGUCGGGCUUCUCGUACUCGCACAGCCCGCAGGGCAGCAGCCCCUCGGGCCGCGACGGCGCCUACCAGGGGCCCCUGCUGCUGGGCGGCGGGGGCCGGGAGCAGUACGGCAACGCCUUGGUGCGCUCCGUUAACGGGUCCUACUCCAGCCCCUACCCCGCCUACGUGACCCCCGAGAUACCGCCUUCCUGGACGGCCGGACACUUUGAGAGCAGCGUGCUGCACAGCCUGCAGACGAGGCAGGCGGCCUUGCCCGGCCGCAGGUCCACUUUCGAGUACCUGGAGGAGUUCCCCGGGGACGGCCGGGAAUGCGUGAACUGCGGAGCCAUGUCCACCCCGCUCUGGAGGAAGGACGGCACCGGGCACUACCUGUGCAACGCCUGCGGGCUCUACCACAAAAUGAACGGCAUCAACCGGCCGCUCAAGCCGCAGAAGAGGCUGUCUUCAUCGAGACGUGCUGGCCUUUGUUGCACUAACUGCCACACCACCAACACCACGCUGUGGAGAAGGAACGCCGAGGGCGAGCCCGUCUGCAACGCCUGCGGCUUGUACAUGAAACUCCACGGGGUACCACGACCUCUGGCCAUGAAAAAGGAAAGCAUCCAGACGAGGAAAAGGAAGCCUAAAAACAUUACCAAAGGCAAAGCCUCAACAGGAUCCACAGCUUCGGCCACCAACUCCCCUUCUUCCAUUACCAACUCAGACAGCACGGUCACUUUAAAGUCAGAGCCCAGCACAACCUCCCAGUACCCCGGACAAGCCAUCGUGUCGGUGUCCCAGGCACAGAGCCAGUCGGACGAGGCGCUGGCCGGCGGCCACGGCGAGUUCAAGUUUGAGCCCGAGGACUACAGCUUCUCCCCCAGCAGCAUGGCCCCGCAGCCUGGGCUGAGCGUGCCCCUCCGGCAGGACUCCUGGUGUGCCCUGGCCCUCGCCUAG